AUGGUUUGUGCAGAAAAGAUGAAGGAAUCUGGACCAAUGAUUCAAGAAAAAGGUUUGAUUCUCAACUCGAAGCUUGGUGGUUCUGAUGACUUCAAAGCCAGUAGUGGCUGGUUAGAGAAAUUCAAAAUUCGCCAUGGUAUAAGGCAACUCAAUAUCGAGGGGGAAAAAUUGUCUGGAAAUGUCGCAGAAGUUGAUUCAUUUGUUUCAAAGAUUGAAGAUUUGAUAAGAGAUGAGAAUUUAUCCCCAGAUCAAAUUUACAACUGCGAUGAAACCGGACUGUAUUGGAAGGCCCUUCCUGAAAAAACUUUAGCUGCGGCAAAUGAAACUUCUGCUCCCGGAAGGAAACGAAUGAAAGAUUGGGUCACUGUUUUAGCCUGCUCCAACGCAUCGGGUUCCCACAAGCUUGAACUAGCUGUUGUUGGGAAAAAUUGGUUGAAUUGUGACAUGGAAGAUGCAGGCUUCCAGUUGCUCAAUGAUGAGGACUUAAUAGCAGAAGUCCGGAAUUCUCCAAAAGAAGAUGAUGAAGAUGAGAAUGAUUCUGGAACAAAUAAGAUAAGUAACAAUGAUGCAUUUGAGAGUUUUGCAAAAGGUCUUGCUUGGUUGGAACAACAGGAACAGUGUGAUUCCUCUGAACUCAUGAUUUUAAGAAAACUUCGGGAUAGAGCUGCACGGCAAAGGACGGCGAAAUUGCACCAGAUGAAACUUCCAUUUAAACCAUUGUAA
Molecule: messenger RNA, 723 nt
Organism: Uloborus diversus
Lineage: Eukaryota; Metazoa; Arthropoda; Arachnida; Araneae; Uloboridae
Product: jerky protein homolog-like
Exons: 2
Coding region: 1-723 (240 amino acids)
Cellular component (GO): nucleus
Molecular function (GO): DNA binding
Source: RefSeq, a predicted model, not a curated record